CUGAUCAUCAACUCGAUCUCCUGCGUCAAAUCCAAGUUUCAACGGUAGCCUUAUGUGAACCAUCGUCUUGUUCAGCUUCCGAUACUUGCUAAAGGGGGAUUUCACCGGCUCCGAACCUGCGGGUCUCUCAAUCAUCGGACGCCCUCUCGAGCAGCUCUACGCUGCCACCAGCCUCUGCGCGACUCCGAGUUGGCUGCUGAACGACGUCGUCUGCAGGAUCCCGAGGCAUCAACUUUUACCAGUUCGGGAUCAACGCGUUUCCACCUUCUGCCACCAUGUUCGGGUCAACAAUAGGUCAGAAUAAGCCUGCUGGCGGAGGAUUGUUUGGGUCCACGCUGGGAGUAAACACUCAGCAACCUAGCAGUAGCACAUUUGGAGGGCUUGGACAAAAUAAUCAGCCAAAUCAGCAACAACAGACCGGGGGACUGUUCAGCAAUUUGGGCCAGAAUAAUCAACAAACCCAGCCCCAGCACGGUGGAGGAUUAUUUGUACAAAGCACGCAGAAUAAACCACAACAAAGCGGUCUGUUUGGACAAAGUACGCAGCAAGGUGGAGGACCCUUCGGUGGACUUGGUCAGAAUACCCAACAAAAUCAACAGCAGCAAGGCGGAGGAUUGUUUGGUGGGCCAGGCCAGCAAAGCCAAACACAGCAGACUGGUGGCUUAUUCGGGGGUAUGAAUCAGAAUAGUCAACAGCCGCAGCAACCCGGAGGCGUGUUUGGCGGAUCGACACAAGGCGCUUUUGCGCAAUCUACACAACUUCCUCAGCUGGGACAAAGUACGAAUACAAUGUGGCAGCCUCUCAGUGCUUUCAAUCCUCGCGAGAAGACCGUACCAGAGCAGAUUUCUUUAAUACUCGAAAAAUGGGACACUGGAAAUCCGAAUUGCGUAUUCAAACACUACUUCUACAACAAGGUGGAGGAAAAUAUGGCGCCAUAUUAUCGACCAUCUCCUGGUGAGGAUCCGAAAGAAUGGGAGGACGCUCUAUCAAGGAAACAAGGGCCAGGAUUCAUCCCGGUCCUCUGCGUGGGAUUUGCUCAGAUGGGUAAAAGAAUUGAGAUUCAGCAGAAGGGUUUGGCAUACUUCAACGCCCGCCUUCACGAAAUCAACAGCUCACUGACCGCCAUGAUGCAACGGCACGAGACCCAAACCAGUGUCAGAACGACGGAUGCAAGAAGAAAACAUCUUGUAUUGAAACAGAGGUGUCUGGCUUUAGCGACAAAAGUCCAGGUAUUGAGGAACAGAGGAUAUGCGAUGGGAGGCGAUGAAGAGGUUCUGCGGACGAAGUUGAUGGCCUUGGAGAAGAGUGUAAAUGAUCCGGGAUUGGGUGCGAGAGGCGAAGAAAUCUGGGCUCGGAUGUUGAUUGUUCAAGAAAGGGCUAGACUAUUAAAGAACGAAAUUGAGAAAACGGGUCAAGAACCGACUGACAUCUUGGAUGAAGAGAUGAGUCGGCGGGCGAGAAAGAUAUUGGAGGACUACAACACGCAAUUACUUCAUUUGAAGACGGAGGUUGAGAAGAUACAAAAAGACUUUGUGGAAUGGGAAAAAGAGCAAGGCGGACCGAUUGCUUCAAAGGCUAAGGAGCCGAAGAAUGAUACCCCGGGGAAAUCACUGCAGUUUGUUUAGAAAUGCAUGGAGCUUUGGAUUCGUGUACGAACAUAAUGAACCCUGUAUGAUAGAAGCAGAUCACGUGAGACGACACUUUUUUCCUGGACAGAGCAGAAAUGGAGGAAGAAAGCUAGAAAUAUGAGCUUCUUAAAUCAAAACAGAUGUGUUCCAU
Molecule: messenger RNA, 1779 nt
Organism: Hyaloscypha bicolor E
Lineage: Eukaryota; Fungi; Ascomycota; Leotiomycetes; Helotiales; Hyaloscyphaceae
Exons: 3
Coding region: 276-1625 (449 amino acids)
Biological process (GO): nuclear pore organization; protein localization to nuclear inner membrane; NLS-bearing protein import into nucleus
Cellular component (GO): nuclear pore central transport channel; nuclear pore
Molecular function (GO): structural constituent of nuclear pore
Source: RefSeq, a predicted model, not a curated record